Messenger RNA from Peronospora belbahrii, 2580 nucleotides. The record is from the annotation of a GenBank genome assembly. Lineage: Eukaryota; Oomycota; Peronosporomycetes; Peronosporales; Peronosporaceae.
AUGCUUGUACCCCAGGAAGUAUCCUUAAGUGCGAUUAUGGGAGUACCCCCUAUCUAUGGUCUCUAUACUGCUGCUGUCGUGCCAUUAAUUUAUCCCCUAUUUGGUACUUCACGUGUCCUUUCUGUCGCAAAUGGUGCUGAAGUAAGCCUAUUAGUGGGGUCAGCAAUUAAGAAAGUCGAAAGUCAAGAAGAACGUAUUGCAACAGGCAUUCUAUUAAGUUUCUUAAGUGGCAUUGUGUUAGUAUUAAUGGGUUUUUUUCGUCUUGGGGUGAUUGCGGAUUUUUUUUCACGACCGGUCAUGGGUGGGUUUUUAUCGGCUGGUGGUGUCCUGAUUAUGUUGUCUCAAGUUGCCAGUUGGCUUGAAUUGGAUAUUAAGAACAAAGAUUUACCGGUAUUAACGGUUUUUGAUUUACUGGAAAAAUGUCCUCAAUUAAAUGGAUUAAGUUUUGCACUCGGGAUCGUGUCGAUUAUUGUACUAGUGAGUAUGUACGAAUUCAAACGAAAACUUGUGAAUCAAUUGACACGAGUGGAAGAAGAAUUUGAAACACAAUUUGUUAUUGAAACAUCGAGAGCUUUGGAGCAAUUAUCCAUGAGUAGAAGGUCCUUGGAUAAUGAUGGAGAUGGGGAUGAUGAUGAGGCGAAGAAUGAAUUGGAAAAUCAAGAGAAUCGAGAUGGAAAAAUCGAUUUGAGACAGGUGGGGACGAAGGAUGGAGGUACGAUGGAACUAGGACAUGAAAUGAAAAGAAAAAACAUGCAGCUUAAACGACAGGAAAAGGUAAAGGCGAAUGCAAUGAAUAGUACCAUGUCACCUCAUGGAUCAAAGUGGAUGGAUUCGCCUGGUUUAUUCACUACAGGAUCAUUUCGGUGGCAUGAUGAUGUAUUUUCAUCUCCGUGGGGAUCAUCGGUCCGUAGUAGCCAGGAUAUUGGCUUGAGUGAUUUGGAUGUAGCACGCUCGUGUCGUCAGCGAGAUCUAGUGGCAAUUACUCGGAGUACACGCCACGGACGCAUGGACGAUGGGGUGGGAUUCUCGCUCUCGGAUGAAGAUUAUAUUACGAUUGAAAGGCCUCUUGAUUUUGGUACUCGACGUGAUGCAGCUCGUGGACUACACCGUUCAAGCUCAGACGAAGUAGGCUCAACGCGACCAUUGUCUAGAAUUAAGCCAAGGCAACCUAAAGUCGAGGUAAAUCGCUGCACCUACGCUAGUGACGGUGGUCGAAAUAAUGAUGAGGCUGAAGCAAAAGCUGAGGCUGAGAUGAAGCGACGUGUGAAGGAACUGACAUCACCUGCAAAGUCCGAGACUGGGUCAGAGUCGGCAGACCCGACUGCUGCGCUGACAGGACGUAUGUUAGCAGCAUCGUCGACGUCAAUCCGUCUCUUACGCUCUAAAAUGGCUGUAUUGAUCUCACUAAGGCUAGUGUGUGACCUGGGUGCGCUCAUGGUGUGUCUGCUUGGUGGAACAGUGGGUUAUUUCGCUCCAAAAGGCUCCUUGGCGCUUGCUGGAGACAUUCCAGGCGGCUACCCGUCGCCUAAAAGGCCAUGGUACGGGUUGAGCACCAAUAUCAUUGAGGCUGAUCGCUUAUACCAUCUCUUCAUUGAUACGCUAUCGAUUGCCAUCAUCUCGUAUAUGUGCAGCAUUGCUAUGGCGAAGCGUCUAGCUAUCAAAGAAGGAUACCGGAUCCGACCAAACCAAGAGCUCAUUGCCCUAGGUUUCUCUAAUCUUAUUGGCUCGUUUUUCCAGGGGAUGCCCUCUACAGGCGGACUCUCACGCACUGCUGUGAACAUGCAGAACGCGCGGACGCAGCUUGCGAGCGUGAUUACUGUACUCGUUGUGGUGCUGGUGCUGUACACGGCUACGUCAGCUUUGGCCUAUCUGCCGAAAGCAAGCCUAGCCUCGAUCAUCAUCGUCGCAGGCUAUUCUCUGAUUGAGCUAAAAGAAGCGAAGUGGCUGUAUCGUGUGAAGCGGGACGAGUUUUACGUGUGGCUUGCAUCGUUUGUGCUUUCAUGUUUGUUGGGUGUGCUACCUGGGCUAAUCUCCUCCAUCUUUUGCUCGCUCAUUGCCAUGAUUUACAAAACUCGUCGGCCGAUUGUUUCAAUGCUGGGUGAAAUGACUGAUGAGGAAAGUGGCGAGAAACGGAUUGUGGAUUUAGAUUUGUAUCCAGACGCCGCACGCCCAUUUCCUGACGUCGUGGCAAUUCGGGUGGAAGGCGCUCUCUACUUUGCUAACUGUGAAUACAUCGAACGUGUGGUGGAACGUGAGGUUUGCAAGCACAAUGAAACGGAAGGCAUGAUUGUCCGUGGUAUAAUGAUUGACGCCGGCUGCAUUAUGGACUGGGACACCACGACAAUUCAGAUGAUGAAACAUUUAAAGUCGAAACUUCGAGAGCAAGGCAUUAUGCUGGCUAUUGUGAACGCUCGUGAUCGGCUGCAGCUUCUACUUGAAUCCUCAGAGUUUCUUGUGGGCAUUGUACACAAUGACGCUCGCAUUGGAUUUACCGAAGCCCUCACUGCCAUUCGCGAGGAAGGUAUGCCGUCAGAUGAAUGUCAGGCACUGACGCGAUCGUCCAGAGUGUCUAGCGUCUAG